This is a messenger RNA of Ectocarpus siliculosus, 6323 nucleotides long. The record is from the annotation of a GenBank genome assembly. Lineage: Eukaryota; Phaeophyceae; Ectocarpales; Ectocarpaceae.
AUGCUGAGGAGCCCGUCUCCAUCCCGCAGGCCCAGCACCACAGGCGAUGCCACCAAAUCGGGGGAAGUGAUGUGUCCGAGGCACCCGAGAUCUUGGAUCGAGAAGAAGGUGUUCUUCAUCACCAAGACUCGCCUCUGCCCAUACUGCGACCUAGAAAGCUACGCGGUCCCUCGCGUCAAUGAGAAAGGCGUCUUGCAGGAGGUGCCCUGCGAGCCCGGAUUCGGCGGAACCCCUAUCCCCGAAAGAAGGCCUUCCAGGACCCCGAGAAACCGGCCAGGGGGGGGAGCACCGACCCCUCGGGGCCGCAGUCCGAGGGCAGCGCCGGGCGGCGGCGGCGAUGGAAGGGGCGGGUUCACGCCGAGAGGGGCGGGGGGCGGGGCGUUCACGCCCAGGGCGGACGGCGCGGGGCGAGGGGCAAGGAGUAGGACCCCCGUGAGGGCGGGGACGCCGAGCCAGCGGGGUCAAUGGCAGAGCCAAACCCCUCGAACAGCCACCGUGCGACGGACUGCUGUCUUCAACCCCACGGUACCGACGCCGGACCAGCGAGGGCGACCACCCAUCCGGCGCUCGUCGUCCUCCGCUACCGCCAGUGGUGGCGGAGCCUCGAGAGGCAACCCCAAGCCCAGGCACCAGAGGAAAGCGUCCACCCCGUCCGGCCACCGCCGUAGGGGCAGCGCCGCUGCCGACGGCAGGCCUCCGCCCGCGCGCUCUUCGCGUGGCCGCAGCGGCAGCGGUGGCGUAUCUGGAGAGAAGAGCAAAGGCCGGGCCCACUCCCCUCCGCUGGACGAAAGCUUCGCGGCCCCGCUCACAGCGCCCGCGGCGCUGGACGGGACCGGGGGGCGGAAGAAGCCCGCGCGGAGCCUGAUGUUCACCUCCGCUGCUCGCAAGCGGGGCAGCGGCACCAGCGGCGGCAGCGGUGGCGGCAACGAAGACGACGUGGCCGUCGUCGCCGCCGCCGCCGCCUCGGUGGCGCCGCCCUCACCCUCCGGUAGCGCUAUGAGCGGCUUCAGCGGCCUCAGCGCCGGAGGCGGCGGCGGCGGCGGCGAGAGCGGCGGCGGCCGGAGGUUGUCGUCCGGAGGGGUUGGACUCGUGCUCCCGGCGUCCAUCACCGAAAACGCCGGCGCUCACCCGGUGGUGACGGUGGUGACGGUCACCCCAGAGAAGCCGGCGAGUCGCGGAGCCUCCCCGCCGCCGCCACCCCCGGUCGUGGCGGCGGCGGCUGCUGCUGCUGCUAGCGCGGCAAUGGCCACCGCCGCUCCUCAGGAGGAGAAGGGCACCGCCGCCGCUGCCGCCGGCCCUUCGCCGGCCGACGUGCUUGCCGCCGCGGAGCGGCUCGAGCCCGCCGCGGCCACGGGGCAGGUUCAGCCGGCGGCGGCCAUCAUAGCGAGGCUGGCGGCGGCGCUGGAGGUGCUGCGUCCGGAGCGGGUCGGCGGCUUGGGGGGAGCGGGGGAGGUCGUGGAAGCGGCGAGGGCGGCUUCGAGCGUCGUCAGGGAGUCCGGGACUUUGACGGAUGGGGGCGGGGGGGAGGAGGAGGAGGAAGGCGACAAGGUUGUUGACGAGGAGGAGGCGGAAGCGGCUGGGGCGUUGCUGGCGGAAGCCGGGGACGCCGUGGAGACGUUCACGAAGGCCAUCUGCGUUGUCUUCGCGAAAAUGUGCAAGACUGUGGCGGGUGUACUCCAGCAGCUGCCCUCUUGUGUGCUUGGUCAGUGCUUUCGGGAGACAUUCGCGAAGGUUGCGGUCGCCCUCGCGUGGAGCGGCAAGGAUCCCUCCGAGCUGGGCGAGUCGACGGCUUUCGUGGACCGCCACCGGGCGGCCGAAGCGGCCAUCUCCGAGGCAGCCAGGAGGGCGGAGCUGCUGAUGAGCACGUUCGCGACGAACGACGGAGCCGGCGGCGGCAAGGGUCCCAGGGAGAAGGCGGCGGCGCAGCGGCGCUGGCUGUCGGUCCUUGACCGGCACGAGGCUUGGAUCAGGCGCAGGGAUUCGAGGAAAGCACUGCUGAUGGCUGAGCCGGACAUAUCUGCCGGUUCGGUGACGGUGUUCAAGGACAGCCAGCUCCUCCCGCAGGGCACGUUCGGCCCGACGUACGCGGCGGAGUACCUGGGGAUCCCCGUCUCCGCCACCGUGCUGUCGAUCAACACCUCCGACCGCAUGGCCGCCGUCUGGUCCACGGCCUCGGCCAAGCUGCUGCGGCGGUCCGCGACGUCCGAGCUCCGCGCCCUGUCGUCCCUGGUCCCUCUCCACGCGCGGCUCGCGCGCACGUACGGCAACGAGUCGAUCUCGACGCAGGGGUCCCUGCGCAUCGUCCACCACAAGAGCGGCGGCGGCGGCGGCGAGCAGGGCGAGGAGGACGGGCCGGCGGCGCUUGUUCUGGUAGGGGAGAUGGUCGAGGGAGGCUCCCUUCGCGACCGGAUCAAAGCGUGCGGCGCCGCCGCGGCGGCGGCCGGAGAGGAGAGGGCGGACGUGUUGGAAGAAGGUGGGGAGGCGGGCGUGGAAGAAAACUUGUCGGCGAAGGGGGGCGAGGGAGAGGAGGAAGCUCGCGCUGCUAGCAGUGGUGAGGCGCCGGCGGCGCAGCUUCUGCGACGCCGGAAGGUGCUGGCGGACAUCGCGGAAGGGCUGGCCUGCCUUCACGAGCGCGGGGUGUCCCAUGGGGCGCUGUCGUCGGAGAACGUGCUGCUCGAUGCGGAGGGUAGAGCGAAGCUGUCCUUGUUCGGCCUGACCGACACCAGGAAGGCCGUCGCGUCUUUCAUGGUCUCCUCCGCAACCGUAUCGGAGGAGUCGGACGCGCUGCCGAUGAAGGGGGCGGCGGUUCCCCGCGUGCUCGAUCCGCAGGGGAGUGUGUGGACGGCUCCCGAGACCUGGGUUGCGUCGGCUGCUAGGCAGAAGGCCGCAGAAGAGGCGGCGGGCGCGGUAGCGGGUGAAGAAUCGACGGUGGUGGCGGAGGAGGAAGAAAGUGCUUCGGUCGCUGAUUUGGCAGCGGAAACGCUGGUGGCGGCAGAAGCCGAAGCUUUGGACGGCAAGAAGAAGGCGGCUUUCAUGGCGGACGCCUACGCUUUUGGGAUGAUCGCGUGGGAGGUGCUCACCGGCAGUCAACCAUGGGAAGGCCUCACGCUAGAAGAAGUGUCGAACAGGGUGUCCCGAGGCGAACGGCCGGCUUUGUCAUUCGCGCCGACCGCUCUCGAAGACUAUGAGAACUUCGGCGACCUCGUGCGCCUCCUGUGGGCGCAAGACCCGACCGCUAGACCGGCGUUGCAAGACGUGGCUCGGCUUCUCCGCGUGCCCGAGCAACCCCGCGCGCCCUCUGCUGCAGUUCCGGUCGCAGCGGCCCCGAAUGCUGGUGGUAACGGCAAGGAUGGUGCUGAUAUUGAGGGUGAUGGAGCGACAUCGGGUGCGCAGGAUGAUGAGGACCACGUAGUGGUGGAAGCGGCGAGUGUGGAUGAAUCGGCCGCUGACGGUAACAGUGAGCGUGGUGCUGAUGUUGACGGCGAUGGAGCGACGUCAGGCAUGCAAGGCACUGAGGACGACGUAGCUAUGGAAGCGUCGAGUUUGAGUGAAUCGGUCACGGCAGUCAUCGAGCCCUCUGCUACUGCUGCUACUGCCUCGAACGGCAAUGACGCUGGUUCCCGGGACGCAAACGGUGGAGUUGUUGACGGCGGCAGCCAAGAGGCAGCAAGCAAGGUUGCGGAUAGCCCCGGAGAAGCCCUCGAGGGUAAGUCUCUGGAGGCUCCCACGGAGCAAGUGUUGUCGGAAGAGGAAGGUAAUGCUUCCCAGGAAACGCAAGAUGUUGUGGACGCGCUUGCUGCUGCCAUUGCGAACGGUGGAGUUGUUGACGGCGGCAGCCAAGAGGCAGCAAGCGAGGUUGCUGCGGACAAGGAGGCGCCAAUGUUGCCGCAAGAGGAAGGUAAUGCUUCCCAGGAAACGCAAGAUGUUGUGGACGCGCUUGCUGCUGCCAUUGCGAAAGGUGGAGUUGUUGACGGCGGCAGCCAAGAGGCAGCAAGCGAGGUUGCUGCGGACAAGGAGGCGCCAACGUUGCCGCAAGAGGAAGUUAGUGCUUCCCAGGAAACGCAAGAUGUUGUGGACGCGCUUGCUGCUGCCAUUGCGAAAGGUGGAGUCGUUGACGGCGGCAGCCAAGAGGCAGCAAGCGAGGUUGCGGAUAGCCCCGGAGAAGCGUUCGAGGGAGAAGAGGAGGAUGCUACGCAGGAGAAUGGACGCACCCCUUCGCAAGAAAUGGUGGCCGCGGCUGCGGUUACGGAGACGGAUUCCCAGGCGAACCAAGCUACGGUCGAAAUUAGAACGGCAUUGGGAGAGUUGCUUCGAGCUGGUUACGAUGUGGACGAUCACGCUCUGGCCUCGCCUAAUAGCACCGAUCUACGCAGCACCCACCUGUAUGACGAUGACAUCGGUACCCGCCCGUGGAUCGUCCCGAACGGGAAGGAUCCGGCGGCUCCAACCGUGGUGGCUCCUGCUGCUUUUGUUGAUCGCAGCGUGGCAGACGGCGCCCUUUCGUUCCCCCAAGCACAACCUUUACCGGAGGGAGCGGAGUUGCAGACUGUGACCGCAGCGGUGGGUGUGACUGCUCCCGGCGGCUCGGGGCCGGAGCCUGCGGUCCAGUCGACCUCUCGCGCCCGGCCGAUCGUCAGUUGUUCGUCAAUGGGAUCAAUCGAUUCGUCCCCCCGGCACCGCCGUAUCGACGAGCUGCUGCGGGGGACGCAGACGUGGGCGACGAGCAGCGGGGCGCGCGCUUCGGUGCGACAACCACCCCAGCAGAUGCCGCUGCUGUCGCCUCCUCCAGUGGUGGCGCCUUGCUCGAAGAGCAGCUUCGGGGGCGAGGACGACGAGGAGGACCUUUUCUCGGCGCACGGCUGGUUGUCUCCGGCGGCACGCGCCUCUGCGGUUGCGUCGCAUCAGCGAGCUGUAUUGGAAACGAAGAACAUUCCAGGAGCGGCUGGUACUGCUCAGGCACCCCUGGCGACUGUCUCUGCACUUUCCGUCGAAACCCGUACAUUCUACAGCGGUGGAAAUAGGGCAGUGAUUGGGCGGAGCAGCGGCGGCGGCAGCAGCAGGACCAGCACCGGGAGCAACCUGCGCGCAUUCAAACCGAUCACAAGCACCAGCACAAGCAGGCCCCCCAGUGUACCGGUCACCACGGGCAAACCCUCAAUCGGCGUGCUUCCCCCGAUGUCUUCGCCCAACCUGUCCCAGCUAUCCGUAACGUCUCGAGGGGGGUCUACAGCGUUGGCGACCCCACCACCUCCCCCGUCCGUGAAACAGGCGCAUGCACCGGCGAUGAGCAACCGCGAAAGAGCGGCCGGUGGCGGGGAGGUUAACGCAGCGAAAGCCGGGGCCUUGAAAUCCCCGGCUAGUGCUGUACCCCGUAGCAGUAGCGCUCGGGCCUCGAAAUCCCCGGCUAGUGCUAGUGCAGUACCUCGUAGCAGUAGCGCUCGGACGGAGGCGGCGGCCGGCACGCCCACGGGGACGGGAACAGUUAGGGGCAAGCUGCAAGGGGUGCGGAAGGCGUUUUCUCGUCUGUCCGGGAGGAAGAAGAGGGACAAGGACGGCUACGGCGGGCGCGGCGUGACGGGAUUUACCCAGCAAGAGUGCUGAAAGAUAGUGUUGGUGUAAACAAGGGGGGUAGUUUUUUAAGCGGUUCAAGCGGCUCUUCAAUCUAGAGCAAUUGAGUGACUGCUGCUCUUGGGUGACCUUUCCCCCCAUGGAGCUGUACCGCCUCUUCUGCCACACCCCCUGGAGAGGCUGACUGCCCUUUUCAUCACUUGCUUGGCUGGCGGUGGCCAACUUCUAAACCGUGCCUUCACGGUCGUUUGCGAAGUGAGCUCACCCACUCGCCCGCUCUUCCGACAUUUUUUUUCAUUCGGUUAUAAAUGUGUAGGGGUUUGUCGCGGCGAAUGUUUGUUCCUUCUUGCCUCUUGGGCAACUAUCCUUUUCCAGAGCCAUUCGGCCGUAUUGUGUGAUGUUGCUAUCGUUGUUUUUGGUGUCGUUACUGUUUUUGUCGAUGUUGUCUUGCUCCUGUUGUCUUGUUCUCAGGCAUGCUUGGGUUUUGUGAUAAGUGCUUUUGGGUUAGUGUCAUCCGUUUUUUUAUGAUGGCAGAGAAAAAUAACUAUUUCCCCGGCUUGUUCCAUUUAUGAAGUUUAUAGAGUUUUUAGGUGUUUUUGCCGACGACUCCACGCUGCUGUAGUAGCUCACUUAACCGCACUUGUUUUGUGUACGCCAUGUGGCGACGGUUGUCAAUGUGCAUGAUGGAGGCGCGGGGCGCAAGAGUUGAGGGUGACGUUAAGAUGGAGCUCUCGGCAGCUUGGGAGGGGGGGGAG